AUGAGAUUGUCAACUAUCGCGACAAGAAUCAGUUUCAUCCUGCCUACUUCCACUGUUCUCUCUUGGAUCCCACAAAGGACAUCUCCGAAAAUAAAUCGACUUCAGUCUUGCAGAUCGCAACGACUUUCUGUAUUGCACUCGACGCCACCACCAGCAACAUCAACCUCGGCUUCCGCCGAUGAUUCUUCAAUAUCCAUGGGGACACUGGCUUCGGACUUUCGGAUAGCAAUAUCUUCUUCCGUUGACACGCUAUCAUGGUCACUCUAUCCUUUAAAUGGCAUGCCCGCCAAGGAUGCACUUUCGACACCACCAUUAGGAGAUGCCGCCGCUUCGUGGACCAUUACAUGUCAACCGACAGAAAGCAAAUCACUGGGGGUGGAAGUAUCAAACAGCGAUGCGACGGUUAGCUUGGAAAAAGAUUUAAUUACAGUUCUUCAGAUUGUACUUUUUCAAUCUUUCCUGAAGGAGCAUCCAGCAAGUAACGAAGAAUGGCACGUUGGAAUUGAUGAGAAUCACAGUUUGAAGGUUUCGGAUAUCUUGGCUGGAGACGGUGUUGAGACACUAUUUUCAUCGCUGAAAGAUAAUACCUCUUCUGUAGAAUGGGUCGACAUGGUCACUGGGUCUGGGAAGGUGCUGGGACGAGUACCACGUCCUCUAGUGCACAAAUACAAUCUACUUCAUCGAGGGAUUGGUAUGUUUGUUACCAAAGAUAAAGCGAUGGUCGAGGACUCGCAAUACGCAUUUCCUCCCUUGUACACGCACCAACGAACGGCAACAAAACGCAUCUUCCCAUCCCUAUACGAUAUGUUUGUAGGAGGAGUGUCUCUAGCCGGCGAGUCGUCAGAUUUGACAGCCCGUCGGGAAGUAGCCGAGGAGUUGGGUCUUUCUCUAGCCCUCGAAUGUCCAGAAGCACUUUCUGAUCCGAUUUUGGAUUGCCUCGUCUGUACACACUUAAAUCGGUGCUUUGUCACACUUUAUAGUUACACGAUGAACACGGAGAAGGAGACUGUGUCCUGGCAAGAAGAGGAGGUAGCAUGGGGUGAUUUUGUUGCAUACCCAAUUAUUGCAGCGGCGGCGGACCUUUCCAUUAAGCGACUAGAAAAACAAAAGUCCUGGCCAGGAAUAUACCCUGCUAUCCAAUCUGAUCUGAAUGGCGUUGCGCCCAAAGAUAUUUCCUACGAGAAUGGAGAUUGGAAUCAAUGGGAUUUCGUGCCUGACGGUCUGCUUGUUUGGGAGGCAUGGUUACUUCAGUUACAAAAUAAGAUAUAG
This is a messenger RNA of Cylindrotheca closterium, 1269 nucleotides long. Lineage: Eukaryota; Bacillariophyta; Bacillariophyceae; Bacillariales; Bacillariaceae. The record is from the annotation of a GenBank genome assembly.